Haliotis rubra (blacklip abalone) is the source of this 3786-nucleotide messenger RNA. Its product is annotated as zinc finger protein 521-like. The coding region runs from base 252 to 3425 and encodes 1057 amino acids. NCBI's taxonomy places the organism in Eukaryota, Metazoa, Mollusca, Gastropoda, Lepetellida, Haliotidae. Gene Ontology annotation, biological process: regulation of transcription by RNA polymerase II. Gene Ontology annotation, molecular function: DNA-binding transcription factor activity; RNA polymerase II cis-regulatory region sequence-specific DNA binding. The record is from RefSeq and is a predicted model, not a curated record. The transcript is spliced from 2 exons.
GUGGUGGCACAUGUGCUAGAGUUAGUCCAACCGAUUCGAAGACGCAGUUUUAAGAAGACGCGCUGAGAUUGGAAGCUCUGCGUUGUGUGUCCUGGAGGGAGCCACACAGCUUACAGCAGCUGUAAGAAUUUUCACAGCAGAAAAGCCCUAAAGUACAGUCUGAAGAUUCUGUUCAUCAGCAAGGAAGAUGUACUUCACUAUGGACUGAUUUGUUUGAUGGUGUUGAGGAGGACUGAAACAGCAUCAGAAGUAUGAUGUCUGGCAACCUAGAACUCAAACUUGUGGCUAAUAAUGCCAUUGAGAUGGAUGGCAUGAAAGUGGACACUGACUAUCUCUCGGGCGCCCCUGUGAUAAGUGUGCAGCAGACUGACAUACAGUCAAACGACAAUAAGGCGAAUCUCCAGGAUUGCAGAGACGGGAUCGCUACAUCAGCUGAUAACCCAACUGAUCCUCUUAAUACUUUUUCACAUAUUGAAGCCAAUAUGGAAAGUUCAACAUCAGGUGAUGGUAUGCCUGCUGCUAAACAUACUGCCGGCAUCAGUGAUGACACGGAGGAUACAGGACAUAGACCUAGCAUCACCACCAGCAGCAACUUAAAGGUGGCAUCUGCUAUCAGGUCAUCUGAUACAAAAAAAUACUCAGGAUGGUUCCAGUGCCCUGACUGUGGACAGAAGGUGAGGGGGAAGGCCAUGUUUCGAUCUCACAUGAAGCUCCUCCACAGCGGUUCCUCGAAGACUAAGACAGUGGUUAAGAGAAACACAUCUAGGUUCAAGUGUGGAGAGAGAGUUAAAGGAAAGAAAAACCUCAGCCAACAUUGUUUCUUUGCCCACAAAGGCCAGACAAGAAUAAAGAACAUUGCCAAAACUAAAAAAAAUUGUUCGUCAAACCCUCCAAGAUGUGCAGUGUUUGCAGAUUCCACAAGUCAGCGUAGCACUUAUGUUGAAAAGUCCAACACAGAAAUUAAACACCUUAGACUAGGACCUUGGUUCACAUGUCGGAGCUGUGAUCAUAUUUUCAAAGGAAGGUCACAGCUACAAGAACAUGUUAGACUGAAACACCAAGGCUUGAAUGAAACAUGCAAGAUCCAGCCAAGCAUACCCCAAAUCACACACUCUGCCAAAUCUGAGCAAUGUCAAGGAUCUGGGGACAGGAAAUUGAUGGAUGAGGCUGGGGCAGAACUUGCACCGGAAUGUCCAGUCGGAAAUCAGGAUGGUGAGUCAGUUGUCGGUUCUAAUGAGAAAGAAUUAUCACAUACAAAGCAUCGAAUUUGGCAUCAAUGUGACCUUUGUGGAGUCAAGGUCGAGGGGAGAAAGAAACUACAAAGACAUAUUGGUAAAUGUAAAGGUAAAAAACAGACAACUCCCACUGUGAUGACUUUGCAAACAAGUCUCAGCGCUUAUGAGACCAGUGCCACGAUAAAUCGAUCUUGGUAUAAAUGUAAGCAUUGUUGUAGGCAUUUCAGAGGAAAAAAAAGGUUUAUGCAACAUAUUCCUUUGUGUGUGAAAGCACCACAGCAUGGUGCAGCAUUGUGGCACAGGAUGUCCCACUUGAAACAGUGCGCUUGGUACCGAUGUUCCGGCUGUCAACACACAUUUAAAGGGAAGAAAAGAAUCCAAUUACAUGCCUUUGAGUGCCACACUGGAGCUCAGUCAUCCUGUCCCAGUGUUGAGAAUGGCAAACAGUCUUUUGAAAAGAGGUCAGGUCAUACCUGCACACUGUGUCAGAAGCACUUCCAGCGAUGGCUAUAUUUAGAUAAGCACAUGAGAAAGUGUCAAGGUCGACAAAGGAAGAUAAAUCUGUCAGAACAAGGUAGUAUCGAUGAUCUACAGAGCAGCGAACACAGACUUGGACAGGAGCAAGCUGAGAGUUGUGGGGUACGAGAUGACAAUGCUCAUAAAGGACAGACAAUUGAAAAGAAUGAUGAAUCGAGGGCACUUAAAACACAGGUGGAUGGUGAUGCCUCGAGUCAACUUACCUUGGUCUUUCUGCAGGAUGGCUCAUGGUACAAGUGUGAAAUCUGUGGACAGAAUUUGCGAGGGAAAGAACAGAUUAAGAAACAUUCACAUGACCAGAACAAUAAGGAAUUGGAAUCUCUUAAUACCUCUUGUUCGGAAUCUGAAUUCCUUAAAGUUGGUAGUUGGCAUGGGUGUAAAAUCUGUGGUAAGAAGUUGCGAGGGAAAGAACAGGUGAAGAGUCACGCCCAUGCCCAUAAGAUUAGGAACCAUGAACAACAGGAACUUCACAAUGUCACUGGUUUGGAAUCAAAUUUCCUAAAAGUUGGUACUUGGCGUAGGUGUAAAGUCUGUGGUGAAAACUUGCGAGGGAAAGAACAGGUGAAGAAUCACUCACAUGAUCUGAAGGUUGUGAAUCCUGAUGAUGGAAAAACAGAAUGUCCUAACCUUAGUCCACCAUGUUUGGAUUUCAUACAAUUUGGAACUUGGUACAGUUGUAAAGUCUGUGGUCAGAAAUUACAAGGCAGGAAACAAAUGCAGGCACAUUCACAUUCACAGCCAGUUGACGAUAAGGUUCAGGGAAACAGCCUGGGCACUGGUAUUCAGAAUGGUUUGAGGUCAGUGGAAGAUGGAUUUAUUCAAGUUGGUAGUUGGUACACAUGUAAGUCAUGCCGUGUGCGGUAUAGAGGUAGACACAGUGCAGAAGUGCAUCAUCGUUACAAGUGUUUUCUGGGAGUAGGCGGAGACUGCCAUAAGGACUUGCUUCCAGAACAUCAGCCAGAACACUGCAGUGAUCCUAUACAAGGACAGGAUGGAGUGUUAUGUCAUGACGUACAACCAACCAGGGAUGACAUUGCACAUGACACCCACCAACCAACCUGUGAUGACAUUGCACAUGACAUCCACCAACCAACCAGUGAUGACAUUGCACAUGACAUCCACCAACCAACCUGUGAUGACAUUGCACAUGACAUCCACCAACCAACCAGUGAUGACAUUGCACAUGACAUCCACCAACCAACCAGUGAUGACAUUGCACAUGACAUCCACCAACCAACCAGUGAUGACCAACAAGUGAUGACAUUGCACCUGACAUCCACCAACCAACAAGUGAUGACAUGCAGCAUGACAAUCACCAACCAACAAGUGAUGACAUGGCACAUGACAUCCACCAACCAACCAGUGAUGACAUUGCACAUGACAUCCACCAACCAACCAGUGAUGACAUUGCACAUGACAUCCACCAACCAACCAGUGAUGACAUUGCACAUGACAUCCACCAACCAACCAGUGAUGACAUUGCACAUGACAUCCACCAACCAACCAGUGAUGACAUUGCACCUGACAUCCACCAACCAACAAGUGAUGACAUGCAGCAUGACAUGCACCAACCAACAAGUGAUGUGCAAAGACAUGGAGAAAGUGAGCAGUAUGGUAGUGUUGACCAAGCAGUGUCAUCCAUGGUCAAUGUAAACUUGACUGUUCGUGACUACAUUAUUAAGAAUAGGAAGUGUUGGGAGUGUCGUGUUUGUUCAAAGAUGAUCCUGUCCUGGAUUGGUGCAUUCAAGCAUGUGCGGAGCCAUUUUACAUGGCCUAGUCUUGAUUGCAGCAUUUGUAACAAAUCAUUUUCUUCAUCUGGGAAUCGCAUUAAGCAUGAACGGAUACACGACACAGGAAAUGGCUCAUCAGCACUAAAGAAACGCUGUCUUAAGAAGUCCCUUCAUUCAAGUCCUCUGCAAAGGAAAACUAUGAAUCCCUCAAAUUUGACCAGCAGGAACAGAAAAAAAAUCUCAAAACCAACGACAGCUGCUGCCUGCAGUCAGAAAACUAACAU